This is a messenger RNA of Aureobasidium melanogenum CBS 110374, 597 nucleotides long. RefSeq lists its product as uncharacterized. The record is from RefSeq and is a predicted model, not a curated record. The coding region runs from base 1 to 597 and encodes 198 amino acids. The transcript is spliced from 2 exons. NCBI's taxonomy places the organism in Eukaryota, Fungi, Ascomycota, Dothideomycetes, Dothideales, Saccotheciaceae.
AUGCACUUCUCAAAAGCAUUCACCUCGCUAGUCCUCAGCGUCAGCGCCGUCACCGCUGCGGUGCUGCCCAGACAAGUUAACAGCACUGGUCUUUCCAACACCACAUCCACCAACACAACACUACCACCUGUGUCUCUGGACUCAGAUGACUUCAUCAUCCGCGCUCAACAGCUUAACGACACUUCUAUCACCCUGGGUUACAUGUAUGCCGAAUAUGCCUAUCCUCCAGGCUACUAUGCAACUCUGAGACCCUCGAAGAGCGAUGCUAUCGUGGGCCACUUGACCGACACGACGAAUGCCAGCAACAGUAGCCUGGUCUUUGGACAUGAGAACCCUCAGGGCUUCGUGCUGUACCCCUUGGUUUCGUAUUCCAAUGCUUCGAUUGCGCAAAUCUUCUCGGGUCAGCAGGGAACCAAGGGUGUGUAUGUCAAUGAAGCUGGGAUUGUGGAUUGGGCAUCUCAGAGGGUGUCUUGGUAUGCUUGCGACCAGGCUCUCGAGUGGGGCAAAGCUACUGCUAUCUGGUAUCGCUUGACCAAUGUAAGAACGCCUCGCAACUGUGUCGAUAUUCAGUUGAUCGCGGAGUUUAUUUCCUCGUAG